Molecule: messenger RNA, 4516 nt
Organism: Ipomoea nil (Japanese morning glory)
Lineage: Eukaryota; Viridiplantae; Streptophyta; Magnoliopsida; Solanales; Convolvulaceae
Exons: 9
Coding region: 621-4115 (1164 amino acids)
Molecular function (GO): metal ion binding
Source: RefSeq, a predicted model, not a curated record
GAAAAUGUCUCAAAACACAUUUAUACAUAGUUUAACAGUGCUUUCUUUCCUUUCCUCUGACGAUUUCCCCGUUCUUUUUUCCUAAUCUUUGACUCUAUUUGAAUUAAAUACUGUUCGCCGGAAACUAUUCUCUCUCUAGAACUCACUUUUCUUCUCUUUCUCUCUCUAUAUAUGCACAUUUCCGUUGCUGGAUAUUUCAAUUUUCCGAGAGGAAGCUGCCGAUACUACCUCCGUGGAGCUGGUAAAGGCUCGGUUUUCGGUCCGAGCCGCCGUAAUUUAUUCAAACGGAAGGGAGUCAAUGAUGGACUGCGCUUUGACUUCGAGCCUUGAACGGAGGCGCUAGGGUACAAGCUGGUAGAGUUGUCCGUUGGAGUUCUCUAGAUCCGGAGGAUUUCUAGGGUUUAUUUGGAGUUGGAAUUUGGAGGUUAGUUUUGUUAAUUUGAUUAGGAGAUAGGUGAGGGCUUGGUUUUAUUUUAUUUUUUCGUUUGGAUGGUAGUGUGCGGGCUGGACGGUGCCGUGCUCGUUGUCGCCGCCGGUGGAGGAGUUGAUGAUGACCGGAGGUUUUGGGCGGGGAAGGUGUCGGAGGCAGUGGUGCGGAGCGGCUUGUGCUUUCACAUGGAAUGGCAGAUCUUGUUAGCUACAGUAAUGGCAACCGUGACAUCGAGCAGGCAUUUGUUGCUUUAAAGAAAGGCGCUCAGCUUUUGAAAUAUGGGCGCAAGGGAAAACCUAAGUUCUGUCCAUUCAGACUUUCACAUGAUGAAUCAUCUUUGAUUUGGAUAAGUAGCAGUGGUGAAAGAAGUUUGAAAUUAGCUUCUGUUUCAAGAAUUAUUGCUGGACAAAGAACUGCUGUUUUCCAAAGGUAUUUGUGUCCUGAAAAGGACUACCUAUCUUUCUCCCUCAUAUACAACAACGGAAAAAGGUCCCUUGAUCUGAUUUGCAAGGACAAAGUUGAGGCUGAGGCCUGGAUAACUGGCCUGAGAGCAUUGAUAUCUUCAGGGCUAGGUGGGCGUUCAAAAAUUGAUGGAUGGAGUGAUGGAGGCCUCUACUUUGUUGAUGGUAAUCAGGAUUUGACAGAAGACAGUCCUAGCUCAAGCUCGGUUAGUGCUACAAAGGAAAUUAACUCUGUGGAGGCUUCCAUUGGUUCAAACCUGAAUGUUUCUCCCAAUCGCUUUCAACCUGAUUCUAGAAGUUCACAUGUAGCUUUGGGUACAACUAUGCAAAACUUGCAAGUAAAAGCUACUAAUUCAGAUGUUUUAAGGAUUAGUGUUUCUAGUGCCCCCAGCACUUCUAGUCAUGGCUCUGCAACAGAUGAUUAUGAUGUUCUUGGUGAUGUAUAUAUAUGGGGCGAGGUAAUUUGUGAUAGCAUUGUUAAGGUUGGACCUGAAAAAAAUGUUAGUACUUGGAGUGCUAGAGCUGAUGUGCUUCUUCCAAGACCUUUAGAAUCUGAUGUCUUUCUGGAUGUGUGCCAAAUUGCUUGUGGGGUCAAGCAUGCUGCCCUUGUCACUAGGCAAGGAGAAGUUUUUACAUGGGGUGAAGAAUCUGGUGGACGUCUUGGCCAUGGUGUUGGGAAAGAUGUUACUCAACCUCGCCUAGUGGAAUCCUUAUCCUUUUGCAGCAUUGAUUUUGUUGCCUGUGGUGAGUUCCACACUUGUGCAGUUACCACGGCUGGUGAGCUUUAUACAUGGGGAGAUGGCACCCAUAAUGCUGGAAUUCUAGGUCAUGGCUCUGAUGUCAGUCACUGGAUACCUAAGAGAAUAUCAGGUCCUCUGGAGGGACUUCAAGUGGAAACAGUAACUUGUGGUCCAUGGCAUACAGCCUUGAUCACAUCAACUGGGCAGCUCUUUACAUUUGGUGAUGGAACUUUUGGUGUGUUGGGCCAUGGAGAUAAGGAAAAUGUGUUGUUUCCAAGAGAGGUUGCAUCUCUAUCAGGAUUGAGGACAAUUGCUGUUGCAUGUGGAGUGUGGCACACUGCUGCUGUUGUGGAGGUCAUUGUGUCACAGUCUAGUGCUAGUGUUUCAUCUGGAAAAUUGUUUACUUGGGGAGACGGAGAUAAAUAUCGCCUUGGACAUGGUGACAAAGAGCCUCAACUACAACCUAUGUGUGUGUCAGCACUAAUUGAGUACGACUUCCAUAAAAUUGCUUGUGGGCAUAGUUUAACCGUUGGUUUAACCACUUCUGGGCAUGUUUUCACAAUGGGAAGUGCUGUGUAUGGUCAACUUGGAAAUCCUUAUUCUGAUGGAAAGCUACCGUGCUUAGUAGAGGAUAAACUUUUAGGGGAAUGUGUUGAAGAAAUCUCUUGUGGCGCAUAUCAUGUUGCUGUGUUGACAUCCAAGAAUGAGGUUUAUACAUGGGGUAAGGGAGCUAACGGAAGGUUGGGCCAUGGAGACAUAGAAGACUGCAAAUCACCAACUUUAGUUGAAGCUUUAAAGGAUCGAAUUGUGAAAUAUAUUGCUUGUGGUUCACAUUACACUGCAGCCAUUUGUCUUCACAAGUGGGUCUCUAGUGCUGAGCAGUCUCAGUGCUCAGCCUGUAGACAGACAUUUGGCUUCACAAGGAAGAGACAUAAUUGCUACAAUUGUGGACUUGUGCAUUGCCAUUCAUGUACUUCAAGAAAAGUCAUUAGGGCUGCUUUGGCACCUAAUCCAAACAAACCAUAUCGUGUAUGUGAUUCCUGUUUUACCAAACUGAUUAAGGUGUUGGAGGCUGGAGUCAGUAACAGGAAAAAUGCUGGACCACGCCUCUCUGGUGAGAACAAGGACAGGUUGGAUAAGGCUGAAUUACACUUGGCCAAGUCUGGAAUGCCUUCAAAUCUUGAUUUGAUUAAACAAUUAGAUAACAAAGCAGCCAAACAAGUAAAGAAAGCUGAUAUGUCAUUGGGUCGCUCCUCACAACCACUUUAUUCAUUACAGCUAAAAGAUGAUGUUUUUUCUACUGCAUCUGAUCUGCGCCGUGCACUUCCAAAACCGGUUUUAACAUCAUCUGCUGUUAGUUCAAGAUCUGUGUCACCUUUCUCAAGGAAACCUAGUCCUCCUCGUUCAGUGACACCAACACCUGCUAGGGCAGGACAAUCAUUCUCCAAAAGCAUUGUAGACAGUCUGAAGAAAACUAAUGAACUUCUAAGCCAAGAAGUUCUCAAAUUACGAGCUCAGGUUGAGAACCUCACAUGCCGGUGUGAACUCCAAGAAUUGGAGCUCCAGAAAUCAACUAGAAAAGCACAGGAAGCAACGGUUUUGGCUGCAGAGGAAUCUGCUAAAUGUAAAGCUGCAAAAGAAGUAAUAAAAUCACUUACAGCACAGGUCAGAGACAUGGCUGAGAAAUUGCCUCCUGGGGCUUAUGAUGUUGAGAGUACAAAAUUAGCUUAUCUAUCAAAUGGCUUGGAGCCAAAUGGUGUUCCCUAUCCCACCACAGAACGCCAUUCAAGAUCUGAUUCAGUCACCAGUUCCACCUUAGCCUCACGAACAAGUUUCGAUACAAGUUUCAAUGGAAUGCGUAGUAGUAGUGAUUUGGAUAUUGAUUCUGGAACCAAUGAAACUAUUCCAUUCAAUGAUGUCCGAGCUGCAACUCCCCGUGGGAAUGAUGAUCGAUCGGAUGUUAGAUUGCAUAGUGGCAGUGCAAUGCAAUCCUUCCGCAAUGGUGCUUCUGAAAAUAUCACCAGUAGAGAAUCUGAUGCUUCUCAAAACAAUGGAAGCAUUUCAUGCAGUCAAGUUCACGGUGUUAUGGCUUCCAACGGGAGGGAUAACUUGUCUGAUGUUAGAUCAAAUAAUGGUAGUGCAAUGCAACCCUUCAGUAAUGGUACCUCUGAAGCUGUUACCAACAGAGAAUAUGGCUCUUCACAAAACAACAGAAGUGGAUUAGAAUCUCAACAUUCUGCUGCUUCUACCGAUUCUAGCCAAAUUGUGGCAGAGUGGAUUGAACAAUACGAGCCUGGUGUUUAUAUAACACUGGUAGCACUCAGAGAUGGAACUAGAGAACUCAAACGUGUGCGCUUCAGCCGAAGAAGAUUUGGAGAGCAACAAGCAGAGAUUUGGUGGUCAAAUAACCAUCGAAGGGUUUAUGAGAGAUAUAAUGCUCGAGAAUCAGAAAAAUCAUCAGUUACUAGCCAAGCUACUCGAUGAUCAGUAUGGCUUCUUCCCUCUUCCACCCCUCACCUUUAGCGACAAGCAAUAAAUAUUUAUUCCAAGUAAUCCCCCACUUCUCCCCUUCUUUUCCAUAUAUAUAAAUAUAUAUAUGUUGUAAUUUUCUUUCAAACCGUUUUUGGGUUUUUGCUCUAUACUAGUCUAGCGUAUAUAUAAAUCGUCAAUAGUUAAGUAUUUGUUAUGGCUUCAACUUUGAAGUAGGAUUUUAUUGCUAUAGAAAAUUUUACUCAGUUGUAGGGACCUGUUUCUGUUUUAUCCGCUGGAUGUCAUUGCCAGCUCACUAAAGACUACGGAGUAUUCAAUUCUUUACCAAGGUGCAAGGCAAAAAUCCAGUUACUUAGACCAAAUUUAUCCGGAAAAAGGCUAUAGAUUUUGAUCAA